AUCGAUCGGUAAGGCUCAGCUCAGCUAGCAUAUUUGAGUUUCUCUCGUGCUCUAGCUACUAGCAACGUCGACAUCAAUGGCUUCUGGUGCCGCCGCCCCGGUUAAGAUGUCCACUGCAGUGACUGCCUGCAUCCUGCUGGCGGUCCUGCUGCCCAUGGCGCCCAAGCUAGUAAUGGAUGACGUUUGUUCCGACCGUUGUGGUACCCUUUGCGACACCUUUGCUGAUGGGUUCUGCACGGGCAACGCCAACGACCCCGGGCUUUGUCCAACGGCAUUGGAGGAGCCAUGCAAGCCCACGCUUGUCACAGGGUGUACCGCUGAAUGCAAUUCAUUCUGCACUACAGGCGGAUUCGUUCCUUGCGCUGCUUAGCUUGAUGAGAUUGCAUGCAUGCGCAUUCAUAAUAAGUAUUAUUGUUUGCACACUGCAGCGUGAACUGAGGGAGGAAGCAUGCAAUAAGCUUCCACGAUGAUCUACGUACUAUCCCACAUUUCCUUACUAUAUCUUCCUUUGUUUAAUUCACAGUCAAGAUUAUGUCGUUCAGAGACCAGCAUGCAUGAGGUUAUUGUACUUGUCCAUAUGCAUAUGGAAACGUGCAGUGUGCCAAUUCUCUGUAUGGUCUUUCAGUGUCUACUAGUAGACAUAUAUGUCAUUGUCAUGUAAUCUCCUCUCGCGGGCUUACUACCAUCAGCACAGCUGAGGAAAGUUGUAUUGAAAUAAAUCAUAUUAAAAAAAUGCAGUGCUCUA
Messenger RNA from Zea mays, 745 nucleotides. RefSeq lists its product as uncharacterized. The record is from RefSeq and is a predicted model, not a curated record. The transcript has a single exon. Lineage: Eukaryota; Viridiplantae; Streptophyta; Magnoliopsida; Poales; Poaceae. The coding region runs from base 77 to 370 and encodes 97 amino acids.